Messenger RNA from Meyerozyma guilliermondii ATCC 6260, 531 nucleotides. RefSeq lists its product as uncharacterized. Gene Ontology annotation, cellular component: mitochondrial intermembrane space. Gene Ontology annotation, molecular function: phosphatidic acid transfer activity. The record is from RefSeq and is a predicted model, not a curated record. Gene Ontology annotation, biological process: phospholipid transport. Bases 1 to 531 code for a protein of 176 amino acids. Lineage: Eukaryota; Fungi; Ascomycota; Pichiomycetes; Serinales; Debaryomycetaceae. The transcript has a single exon.
AUGGUUCAGUUCUUUGAAACGGAAAACGAGUACAAUCACGACUUUGCCACGGCUACUUUGGCAUACCUCAACCGGUACCCAAAUCCAUAUGCCAAGCAUGUGCUUUCAAGUGAUACAUUGCUGCAAGAAAUUGAUAAAGACGGGAAAUUACGGCUCACCCGGGUGGCUGUGAAAACCGGAAGACUCCCUAAUUUUAUCAAGCCGUUCUUGGGUACUCUGUUGGACUCCUGGAUUGUCGAGAAGAUCAUUAUUGAUCCUAAAAACCUGGUUAUGAAAACUUACAAUUCCAAUAUCGACCACCAGAAAUUCAUCCGGGUAGAAGAAUAUUUGCAUUAUACUGCUACAUCUGCCAAUACUACAAAGGUAGGGGGUAAGGUGAAGUUCUCAUCCAAUUUCAUUGGCUUCAAAAAGAAAAUUGAAGAUUGGAGCAAAAAACGGUUUACAGCAAAUUUGAGUAAUACUCGUAUGGGAUUGGCCCAUGUUAUGAACAAUUUGCAACAGCGAAGAUGGCAGAGCCGAACAGCUGCAUAG